AAGUGUUUAGCUUGUUAGAUCUUUUGCUAAGCGGUAAAUAAACCACGUUUAACAUUUGUUAGCAGAGAGCAGAGGGAUAAAAGCUGUAGACCUGGAUGAGGGAGUUCUGGGUCAAGUUCUCCGUGGGGAAGAUCAGGGCUUCAGUCUGCUGUUGGCAGCCAUAAAUCGAAGAUCUACACAGACGUGUCUUCGUGACAUUUUAGAGACGGGUUCCAAGAUCUUAUGGGUAGUCAGCUAAUGUGAUGCCACAAAGUACCACACUGAAAAAAUCAAUGUAAAAUAAUUAUUUUGAAAUUAAAAGUUUGUUUCUGAAAAGAAAAGUUUAAUCUUUUUCACCUCCAAACCACCACUGAUCUCAUGUCAACCGAGUUGCCGCCCCCUCUACCCAAAAUAAAUGUCUCCCCUGUUGUGACACAGGCCCAGUUGUUGUUGCCUUCCUCCCAUCUACCCCAUCAUCUUCCUCCGAUUGACUCCCCAACAGGUGCCAGCAACAAGAGCACACCACCCAAUCAGGCAGUGAUUUUUCCCCCCAAAGAGGUAAGGGGGCGGGCAGAGGGCGUGCUGGAUGGACAGAGGGCGCUGCUGGAGAAGCAAGCGGCAAACACUUCACUUUGGGAAGCAUUCGACCGUCUGGAUUAAACUCAAAGACAGGAAGUGGUGGACUGAGGCUUUUGGGGUGAAGAGAAGAAGAUGUCAUGAUUGACAUGGUGGGCCAAACGAAGAUGAAGUCCAGUCUGAGGACGAGUAUCAUCGUCUUUGUGUGCAGCUCCUUUUGUCUGGCUUUGACUGGAGCCUCUGAGACAGAAAAAAAACUCCAUCAGAAAUUAUUCCAGAACUACAACUUGAAAGUCCGUCCAGCUCGCUACUGGGAGGAGAAGGUGAUGGUGCGGGUGGGGAUGACCCUUUCCCAACUUGUCAGCUUGAACGAAAAGAAUGGUGAGAUGACAACAAACGUCUACAUGAACAUGGAAUGGUCAGACUACAGGUUGUCAUGGAAACCAGAGGAAUAUGACAACAUUAAGGUUUUGAGAGUUCCAGCCAAAAAGGUUUGGCGUCCCGACAUCUACCUCAUCAACAAUAAUGACGGCCAGUUUGACGUGGCUUUGUAUGUCAACGUCCUGGUGUACAGCAAUGGGAAAAUCAACUGGUUACCGCCAGCCAUCUACCGCAGUUCCUGCUCUAUUGAUGUGGCUUACUUUCCAUUUGACUGGCAGAACUGCAGCAUGGUUUUCCGGUCAUACACCUACGAUGCUUCGGAGGUCGACCUACAGUAUUUUCUCGAUGAUGACAAAAAAGAAAUACAUGAUAUCGUCAUAGAUGAAAAUGCUUUCACUGAGAAUGGAGAAUGGGCCAUCUGUCACAAACCCACAAGAAAGAAUGUCAAGGAUGACCUGUAUGAGGACAUCACCUUCUAUCUCAUCAUCGAGAGGAAACCUCUGUUCUACAUCAUCAACAUCAUCGUGCCCUGCAUCCUCACCAGCGUGCUGGCUAUAUUUGUCUUCUAUCUGCCUCCUGGAGCAGGAGAGAAGAUGACCCUUUCCAUUUCCGUCCUCAUCGCUCUCACUGUCUUCAUGUUGCUGCUGGCCGACAAGGUGCCAGAGACGUCCCUCAGCACCCCCAUCAUCGUCAACUACGUCAUGUUCACUAUGAUCCUCGUCACCUUCUCUGUCAUCCUGAGCGUGGUCGUCCUCAACCUCCACCACCGGACGUCCAGCACGCACAUCAUGCCUAACUGGGUCAGAAAGGUGUUUAUACACAUCUUGCCGAAAUACAUUGGUAUGAUGAGACCGAAAAUAGAGGAUCCCCUGCUGGAGGAGGAGUCUUCUGAGGACAGCUCCACAACCCGAGGUUUUGUAGGGAGACAUCCGGGAGGAGAGUACUUCUUUCGCAAGAUCAACCCAGAUCUUGUGUUGCCCUGGAGAGGCAGCUGGCAGUUUAUCGCCCUGGUGGUGGACCGGCUCUUCUUGUGGCUGUUUGUCAUCAUUACCACCCUGGGAACCCUGGCCAUGUUCCUGGACGCCAGCUUCAAUUACACACCGGAUAACCCAUUCCCGUAGAGGACUACACACACACACGUGGAGCGUCACACACUGUUGUCACUCCACUGUGACUGCAGCACCUGACGUUGCUGAUUGAUUAAAGAUUCCUCGCAGCUUUGAUAAAUCCCGGGUUUGUUCCGUGUCAUCACGCCCUUCCAGCCUGGAAGCUUUAAAAGAAAACACAUUUUUUUAUUGUUAGACGCCACUUUUAUGGCUUAUUUUGACAUCACGAGACUGCAGUAAGAACUGUGGACACUAGAGGGCAGUGAAAAACUAAAGAAAAGCAUCUGUUCUGUGCAAAAAAUGGCUUUAAAUCCAUUAAAAAAACUAAAAAUCACAUUUUUACAAACUGUUUUGCACCUCUGUGAUUAUUAUGUAUCUAUGCAAGUACAGUUAGUUUUUUUAAACAAAAUGACUGGAACAUGUUUAAAAGAUUUCAUUAUUUUGUCAUCAAAU
Molecule: messenger RNA, 2495 nt
Organism: Oryzias melastigma (Indian medaka)
Lineage: Eukaryota; Metazoa; Chordata; Actinopteri; Beloniformes; Adrianichthyidae
Gene: chrnb1l
Product: cholinergic receptor, nicotinic, beta 1 (muscle) like
Biological process (GO): chemical synaptic transmission; regulation of membrane potential; nervous system process
Cellular component (GO): synapse; neuron projection; postsynaptic membrane
Molecular function (GO): acetylcholine-gated monoatomic cation-selective channel activity; transmembrane signaling receptor activity
Source: RefSeq, a predicted model, not a curated record